GAUUUAUUUGAAGAUGAUACGGAUUUCUUAAAUGAUUUAGAACCACAAGCUCAACCACAAUCUCAAUCUCAAUCUCAAUCUCAAUCAGUUGAUGAUUUACAGAGUAAAUUGGCUCAACUUGAAUUGGAUGAUGAAUUACUUGAUGACACUGCUAUUCAUCAACCAGUUCAAGUUGUUCAACCAGUUCAAACUGUUCAUCAUUCAUCGUAUGUUCCUCAACCUCAUCAUAAUGUAUAUAAACCAUCAGUUCAAACUACUGAUAAAUCUCAUUACUUACAAGAAUUAGAAAGUAAUAAGAAAAAGCAUGAUGCCUAUGAUUUUCCUGGAAAUAUGAUACCAAAAUCUAUUAAACCUGCUCCAAGACAUUUUACUAAUAAGUAUACUGCCACAUCUCAAGUUCAAUCUCCUCCUUUGGUUCAUAGUCCAUUAACUCAACCUCCAAUAACUCAAAAUUCAUUACCUCAAUCACAAACUCAAUCUAAAAUUCCAAUUCCUCCACCAGCAAUUGCCGUAACUGAACAUUCUGAAACUAUUCCUAAUAGUUAUAAACCACCAAUAGUUGAAUCAGCUAAAACUUUAGCUCCUAAAAAGUCAUUUUUUGAAGAAUUACCCAUUGAUUUACCUAAACCAGCUGCUAGAGCCGCUCCGGUAAAGGCCAUUAAUGUUCCUCAUAUUCAAAAAUCUCCAACAGUUCUUCAACAACAACCUACUAAACCUCCACCAGUUAAUCCUUAUAAACCUAAUCCAACGGUUGUUAGUAAUACUUCAACUCCUAAUACUCCAUUUAGAAAUCCUCCUUCAGCACAAUAUGCUCCACCUGCACCAGCUUCUGGAUUAGUUCCACCACCAAUUUCUCAUACUCAUCUUAAACCCACCCAGACAUUUCCUUCUAUUCAACCUCAACCUCCAACUCAAGUACAAUCUCAAGUACAACCUCAAGGACAACCACAUACUCCAGUUCAAGCCCAUGUUCAAGGACAUACUGGACAAGUUGGUCAAGGACAAGUUCCUAAUAUUAAUACUAAUAUAUCUAGAACUUCUGCUGGUACAGCCACAAGUCCUUAUGUUCCUAAUGCUGGUCCAUAUGGUCCAAGUAAUCAUAAGACUCAUUCACGUGCUAGUUCUAUUGUGGGAGCUAAAGGUAAAGAGUAUAAUCCAUAUGCGCCACAUUCAGUUCAAAAUACACUUCCACCGGCUGCAGCUCGAGCUCGAGGAGGUUCAAAUCCUCGUGGAAGUAUCUAUUCUAAACCUCAACAACCGGCAUCUAAAAUUACUAAUCCUGAAUUAUUAAAUCAUCGACAAUUCCCCGUAUUUAAUUGGAGUAAUUCUCUUAAUUCAGUAACUUUAAUUCCCAAUAUAUCUACUUCAGCUUAUGAACAUCAUUUAGGUGAUAGUAUUAAAGUGAUUAGAACUUGUGAAUUAUUAAAAUAUAAUACAAUGUAUGAAACCUUUCCUGGACCAUUAGUUAAGGGGAAAACUAAAAAGAAAGAUAUUGAAAAAUGGUUAGAAAAGAAUAUUGAACGAUUAAUUAAUGAUUCAUUAUCAUCGGAAUUACUUUUAAAUCAAAUUCUUUUACAAUUAGUUCGAGCUGAUGGAGAUUAUAAUUCGAUUGAAUUGAAAAAAGGGUUAAGUAGUGUAUUAAAUCCCAGUGUAAAUUAUAGUGCUACGCCUGAUAUUCAACCUAGUAUGAAGAUUGCGGCCAAUGCAUUUAAACUUGAUACUUCGGGAGUUAAUACGGCCUUUAGUUUAAUUCAAUCGGGUAAUAUUGAAAGAGCCAUUGAAUACUGUGUAUCACGAGGUGAUUGGUCACUUGCGUUAGUGCUUGCCAAUUUUAGUGGACCAGAGAAGUAUGCUAAAGUGGCAGGAGAUUUUGCUAGAAAUACAUUCCCAUUUCAAAAGGCUAAUAAUAAAGUAUUACAUUUAAUGCCAUUACUUUUAAAAGUAGGAGCCGGAAAUAUUAAAGGAGCCAUUGAAGAUUUAUCAGUAGUACCAACUGAAGGAGAAUAUGCUAAUUUACAUUGGCGAGAAUUUGUUGCUUGUGUAUUGAUUAGUGGAACUGCCAAGACGCAAGAAUUUUUAAUUGAAUUUGGUAAAUUUAUUGGUCAAACGGGGAAUAAUUGGGCUAAUGAGAUUUGUUUUGCAUUAGCAGGAGUUCCAUUAUCGCCCGUAAUGUUUGCCUAUUUAGGAUCGGAAUCCACCACUUCGAUGUAUUGUGAAGUUUAUGAAUAUAUCUUAAGUAUUAGUCCUAAUACUAGUAAUGUUUCAACUAUAGGAUUCCCACAUUUAUUACCUAAUAAACUUAGACAUGCCAGUAUAUUGGCCGAUUAUGGAUAUUAUGGACAAUCUCAACGAUACAUUGAUACCAUUAAUAAUAUUAUUAAAUCUUUAGGAACAAGAUCUUCGAUACUUAAUGAAGAUUUACUUCAUGAAUUCCAAAAUUUGAUUUAUCGACUUUCCAAUACAAAUUCGGAAGAUCAGAGUUGGUUUGGUAAUAGAAUUAGUAAAGUUAAUCUUGAUAAAUUAUGGGGACAAAUUGAUAAAUUCAUUGGAGGUGAAGAUGCUAAAUCAAAAUCGGCUGGUGAUGGAGUAUUUAGUAAAUUUAGUCCUUCUGUUUCUAGAACCGCCUCCACGGUUGAUAUUACUACUUUAAAUGGUAAUGGUAAUGGUAAUGGCAAAUUCCAGCUGCCUCAAUUUAAUAGUUCGGCAUCUUUUGCUACUGAUUAUCCUUCGACUUUGGCUCAAAGAGGAUCAUUAUCUCAUCCGAUUCUUCCUUCAUUGGUUCCUUCAUCUUCAACUACAAGUGUAGCUAAAUAUGCUCCAGCCAAGGUUCAAUUAGGUAGUCCUAAAUCACAUCAUAUUUCAGGAUUUACUCCUGCUUAUGGUGGAGAUGGAGGUGAUUUAUCUUCUAUUAAGAAAGGUUCCGGAAGGUAUACUCCGGGAAUUUCAGGUAGUUCAGUUAGUGCUCGUGCCACAGUACCAUUUUCGGCCAGCUCUAAUUAUCCUUAUUUAAAUAAUACGGGUCAUAUAUCCACUUCAUCAAUUGGAUCUCAAUCGGUAAAUCCUUCCGUCAGCCAAACUCCAACCAAUUAUGCUAAAAGACCUUCAGUCACAAGUGUAUUAUCAGUUGAAAGUUUUGCUCAUCAACAACAUACUCGAUCUCCAUCAAUUCAGAGUGAUGUUAGUAUGGAUUAUCCUCAAGAAUUUAAGUCUACUCCAAAGAGAAGUUAUGAUGAACCAUCGAGUUUGAGUCCGGAGAAGAAAGAAGUUCCUGAGACCAUUAAUGAGUCACCUGAGCUUAAAACCAGUGAUAGUUUAACACUUAAUCAGCAGGAUGGUCCCUCGGUGGAAGAGAAUGAAGAGAAACAUCAACAUCAACAUCAACAGGAACAGGAACAGGAACAGGAACCUGUAGCUCCACCACCUAAGGUUAAGAAACAGAUUACUAAAGCCAAUCCUUAUGCACCUCCAGGAGCCAGAGAUGUUAAACCAGUUGGUAGAAAGAGUAAAUAUGGACCUUCUACUAGUUCUGUUUCUACUUCUAAGUAUUCAGUACCUGCUGCUUCAUCAUCAAAUCCAUACAGUUCUGGAGGUUAUAAAGCUCCUGGUACUGUACCUGAAUCAGAAUCUGAACCAGAACCACAACCACAACCAGUGGAAAAGGUUGCUAAAGGUGAAGAUAUUCCUGUUAAAUCAGUAAAUCACCAUCAUGAACAUCAUGGAAACUUUGGACCUUAUCAACCUCAACCUCCCUAUAGGCCGACCAAGAAUAUUCCUAAUAUUGAUGAUAGUUUUGAUGAGAUUGCUGAUGAAUCUCAUGAUAGUGGAGUUUUAAGAACUCCUGGUAUAAAGAAAUCAGUAUUAAUGGAUAAUAUUAAUAGUGGGAAUGGUAAAGAAUCAUUAUUUAAUAAUUAUCAUCAUGAAGAAAGUAAUACUCCUAAAUUCGGGUUAGAUUUCCCGAUUCCUGGAUCACCUGAAUUCACUUCUCGAGCUAAUUCAGUGGUGGGACAACCAGGAUUAUUUUCAUCACGAUUAUCGCAAUCUCAUCAAUCUGUAUUAUAUCAACAAUAUGAAGUUGAAGAUGAUACAGUAAGAGAUUAUGUUCCAAUGAUUGAAGAGGAUGAAGAGGAUGAAGAAGAUGGAGAUGUUGAAGUGGCUAAACAACGGAAACUUGAACAAGAAGCUAAAGCCAAAGCCGAAGCCGAAGCCGAAGCUGCUAAGAAGGCUAAAUUAGCAUCAGAAGAAGCUCAAAGAAAAGCUGAAGAAGCGGCAUCUAAACGUAAACCAACUGCUACAGAAGGUGGAGAAAAUAGUAAUGGAUGGUUUAGUGGUUGGUUAGGUAAAGAUGAUGGUAAACCUAAAGCUAUUCGAGCCAAAUUAGGUAAGACUCAGAAUCCAUUUUAUUAUGAUGAAAAGCUUAAGAGAUGGAUUGAUAAAUCAAGACCUAUUGAAGAACAACAGGCUCCGACUGGUCCUCCACCUCCUCCGGCAUCGAAGAAGCCAAGAAUUACUACAAGUUCUACAACUGGAGCUUCUGCACCACCUCCGGGAUCUGGAGCUCCUCCACCUCCUGGUGGAGUACCAUCAUCUUCAGUACCACCAUCUGGAGCUCUUGGAACCACACCUGGAGCACCUCCAACUUCAGGACCACCACCUAGUUCUAAUAGUAGUACGCGUAGUUUAGCUAAUGCCGGAUUAGAUGAUUUACUAUCACUUGGAGGUACUUCAUCAGUAGGAGGUGGUAGAAAGCCUAAACGAGGAGGACGCCGUACUUAUGUUAAUGUUAUGGAGAAGUAAAAGGAACACAAAAGGGUAAAUAGAAGUAGCCGUAAAUAAAACUAAAAUAAAACUAAAAUAUAUAAUGAAGGAUUG
This is a messenger RNA of Scheffersomyces amazonensis, 4869 nucleotides long. RefSeq lists its product as uncharacterized. The record is from RefSeq and is a predicted model, not a curated record. The transcript has a single exon. Gene Ontology annotation, biological process: autophagy; COPII vesicle coat assembly; Golgi organization. NCBI's taxonomy places the organism in Eukaryota, Fungi, Ascomycota, Pichiomycetes, Serinales, Debaryomycetaceae. Gene Ontology annotation, cellular component: ER to Golgi transport vesicle membrane; endoplasmic reticulum exit site. Bases 331 to 4794 code for a protein of 1487 amino acids.